UACAACAAUAACGAUAACAAUUCAAUUAACAACAACAACAAACAGCAGCGGAGCUCGCAACAACAGCAACAACAACAGCCGGCGGUGUGGCUGUGGUGUCGCCAAUUGUGGCCUUAAGCAUGUAGUCGCAGUUGAGCAACAAAAGCGGGCGGUCUAAGUAGCACAAGUCGAACCCCUCAGCGCAGGAGGUUCCACAAGGCAUAACCAAUAAAAUAUAUACACACACCCACACAAACAAAGAGAAACAACACACAAAUGAAAAAUGUCACAAAGAGGUAAGCGCGGUAAUCAGCAGCAGCAGCAGCAGCAACAGCUGCAGCAGCAGCCGCCGCAACAGCAGCAGCGACAAGACGUUGAGCCGCAGCCGCCGCCCACAAAGCGACGAAAAGGACGGCCGCCCAAUGGAGCGCCGGCGACAGCAACAGCGUCAUCAACAGCAGCAACAGCGACAACAUCAACGACAGCAGUUGCUGCUGCUGCAGCAACAGUUGCUGUCAGCGACCAACAGUCAAUAUCGAAGCUGCCGAGCAAGGCUAAAUCGGCCAGCAAAAGUAAAGCGCAAAGCAACAGCAACAACAAUAAUAGCAAUAGCAACAACAACAGCAACAACAAUAACAGCAGCAACACCUGGCAAGCGCGCUCCGUGGCCGAUAUCAAAAUGUCGAGCAUCUACAAUCGAAGCUCAACCGAAGCGCCAGCUGAACUGUAUCGCAAGGAUCUCAUUAGCGCAAUGAAAUUGCCAGACUCAGAGCCAUUGGCCAACUCCGAGUAUCUGAUUGUAACUGAUCAAUGGAAACAGGAAUGGGAGAAGGGCGUACAGGUGCCCGUCAAUCCCGAUUCGCUGCCCGAGCCGUGUGUCUAUGUGCUGUCCGACCCAAUUGUAUCGCCAGCGCAUGACUUUAAACUUCCAAAAAAUCGUUUCCUGCGCAUCACCAAAGAUGAACAUUACUCGCCGGACCUGCAUUGUCUGACGAAUGUUGUUGCACUGGCGGAGAACACAUGUGCCUAUGACAUCGAUCCCAUCGAUGAGGCUUGGCUGCGAUUAUAUAAUGCCGAUCGAGCACAAUGCGGAGCAUUUCCCAUUAACGAAACGCAGUUCGAGCGGGUCAUCGAGGAUCUGGAGGUUCGCUGCUGGGAGCAAAUCCAGGUCAUACUUAAGAAGGAGGAGGGUCUGGGCAUUGAGUUUGAUGAAAAUGUUAUAUGUGAUGUUUGUCGCUCGCCCGACUCCGAGGAGGCCAACGAAAUGGUAUUCUGUGAUAAUUGCAACAUCUGUGUGCAUCAGGCUUGUUACGGCAUUACAGCGAUUCCAUCAGGCCAGUGGCUCUGUCGCACUUGUUCGAUGGGCAUUAAGCCAGAGUGUGUGCUUUGUCCCAACAAGGGAGGCGCCAUGAAAUCUAAUAAAUCGGGAAAGCAUUGGGCGCAUGUCUCUUGCGCCUUAUGGAUACCAGAAGUUAGCAUUGGCUGUGUCGAUCGAAUGGAGCCGAUAACGAAAAUCUCAAGCAUUCCUCAAAGUCGUUGGGCAUUGAUCUGUGUGCUUUGUCGCGAGCGUGUGGGCAGCUGUAUACAGUGCUCGGUGAAGACGUGCAAGACGGCUUACCAUGUCACCUGUGCGUUUCAGCACGGGCUCGAGAUGCGCGCCAUUAUCGAGGAGGGGAAUGCCGAGGAUGGUGUGAAGCUGCGCUCCUACUGUCAAAAGCAUAGCAUGAGCAAGGGCAAAAAGGAGGGUGCGCACGCAUCGCAUACAUCCGCAUCCAGUUGCAUGCAAAAGCAUAACAACAAAUUCUCGUCGAGCAGUGGGCAUGCUGGCGAGGAGGGGCAAACAGCAGGUGCCAAAGGCGAAGAUCACCGAAGACGCAAAAACCAUCAUCGCAAGAACGAUAUGACCUCAGAAGAGCGCAACCAGGCGCGUGCGCAAAGAUUACAGGAGGUCGAAGCGGAGUUUGAUAAACACGUGAAUAUCAAUGAUAUUAGUUAUCACUUGUACGAUGUGGAUGAGGACGCCAUUGAGGCCAUUUAUAAUUACUGGAAACUGAAGCGCAAGUCACGACAUAAUCGUGAGUUGAUUCCACCUAAAUCGGAGGAUGUGGAGAUGCUCGCACGCAAGCAGGAGCAACAGGAUCUCGAGAAUCAUAAAUUGGUUGUACACUUACGCCAGGACUUGGAGCGCGUGCGUAAUCUUUGUUAUAUGGUCAGUCGACGUGAGAAGCUGUCGCGUUCGCUGUUCAAGCUGCGCGAGCARGUGUUCUACAAGCAGCUCGCYGUGCUGGAUGAUGCAGUUGUGCAGCGGCAGCAGCAGCAGCAGUCGGGYGCAACGGACAACAGCAAGGAGCAGCCCGCAUUGGACACAGAUGCCAUACUCUAUGCAAACGAUGGACCCACUCUCUACGAUCGGUUCUACAGCUCGGAUCAGCUAACUGUGCCGGCACAGUAUCAGAGCUUGGAAUAUAUAUUGGAGCAGCUAAAGGGUAAGAAGCAGGCACGUGGACGCGCCUCUCAAUCGCCCAACAAGCGCAAACAGCAGGCGGCGGCUAGCAAGGGCUCGCCCAAAAAGAAACUCAACAAUGGUGCAAUAACUACAACAACAACAACAACAACAACAAACACAACAACAGCAACAUCAACAUCAGCAUCUGCAACAGCAGCUGGAACAAUGGCUAACAAAGCACCCAAGUCACGUGGCUCGCCAAGGGCGCCUACAACGGCGUCUUCGGCGGUGCCGUGUGCGGGGAGGCGUGCCUCAAAGAGCGGCCCGGCAACGACGGCGACGUCGAGCCAUCAACAACAACAGCAAACGCAGCAGCAGCAACAGCAUAAAUUGUCUAAAUCCUCGAAUGCUAUUGGCCGCGCGUCCGCCCCAACGAUUAGCGGCAGCUCGUCAUCGGCUGAUUCCAGCUCGGCGCACGGCAGCAGCAGCAGCAGCGCCAGCAGUAGCAACAGCAGCUCCGACUCCAGCAGCGAAAGCGAUUCAGGCAAUGAGAGCCACAGCUAUCGCAGCUAUCGCAGUAAAGCCCAGCCAGGAGGAGGUACAGCCACUGCCACAGGCACAUCAACAGCGGGAGCAGCCAAGCCCGCGCGUAAGCAAUCCUAUGCGCGCAGCGUUGAGCAGCGCAAGAAGCAGCGACAGCGGCGUCAGAGUGAGGCAGCUGCGUGUGCGUCUGCUGCGUCUGCCAAUGCACGCAGUAGCUGCAGCAGCAGCAGCAGCAGCAGUAGAAGCAGGAGCAGGAGCAGCAGUUCCUCCAGCGACGACAACGAUGAGCGGACGCAGCGUGUCAAGCGUGUCCACAAGUCAACAACAGCCACAGCCACAGCCACAGCAACCGCAACAGUACCUGCCAAAAGUCAAGCAACUAAGUCAAAGCAAAGCACAACUGCAACGAGCACAGCUCGACGAAAACUGUCCAGUAGUGGAGCAGCAGCAGCAGCUGCAGCAGCCGCCGCCACAGCCUCAUCAUCUACAGCGCCCACAGCGACGCGCGGCCUUGCUCAGAUGGACAAGGAAAUGCGGCAGCAGGACCCCAACAGUUUGUCCAGCGAUGAAAGUGAGGAGCUGCUGCCUGUGAAGCUAGGCGAGCGACACGGGCGGACUCACAAUGCGAGCACAGCGAACUCAAACUCCACUCCAGCUUUGGCCGGAGCAACGGCGACAACAGCACUGCGCAAGCCGGGCCAGCACAUCUACUCCGAUUCGGAUAGCUCGACGACAACGACGCCGGAGCGUGAGGUGCCCAAGCGGCUGGAGGAGGAGGAGCAGGCGGCAGCCGAGAGCAAUGUGAGCGAUUCACAAAAUCAGCAAACGAUACGCACCAAGGCCGCCAUGAAGGAGUUUGUGCCAGGCACWACGGCAGCGACAGCGACAGCGACAACUGGCGCAACAACAACAACUGCAGUAACAACGACAAGCAAAUCAAAGGCCAACAAAUCGAAAGCCAAUGCACCCGUCUUUCCGCCCGUGGAUCUACUGGUGGUUCCUCAACGGCAGGCGGCCAAGAAGGCAAGCGAAAAUAUGCGCAUCUCCACGAAUCUCGCCACUGCGCUGCUGCCCGAUGCCAACGAGCGAUUGAGGGAGCCGGAGCCAGGCAGCAGCAGCGCUGGAGUAAGCGCGUCCAAUGCCACCAGCAGCAGCAGUAGCAGCUCGAAGAGCAAGGCCAAGGAGGCAGCCAACCGCGUGCUCGAGGCGGAUAAAGCGCGACCGAAGGAGCUGCAGAAGACGACGGGCAAGGCGGCGGGCGAGACGACGGCGGAGCGUGGCAAGCGGGGCCGACCGCCCAAGCAGCAAAAGGAAAAGGAAAAAGAGAAGGAGAAAGAGAAAGAGAAGGAGAAAGAGAAGGAGAAAGAUAAGGAGAAGGAAAAGGAAAAGGAAAAGGAAAAGGAAAAAGAAAAGGAGAAGGAGAAGGAAAAGCCAGCACCCAAGAACAAUGAGCUGGCCAAGCUGGGCAACUUUGCCGUCUCGUAUGUGCCACAGCGACAGGCCGCCAAGAAGGCAGCCGAACAGCUGAAGAGCAGCGGCGCAGCGUUGGUGAAAUCAAGCCAAGAGUCGAGCACAAGUGCUGCCAAUGAGGAGCUGGCGACAGGAGCGAGUGCAGGAGCAGCAGCGACAACAUCAAACACGUCGCCCCUCAAGUCCGCCAAACAGCAGCAGCAGCAGCAGACGACGCCAGUGCGUCGCAACUCGCUGUUGAAGGAGACGCCACGACGGCGCUCCAAGGAGGAGGUUGCACCAGCGCCUGUCAAGCGACGCAUUGCACCGCCUAAUCUGUCCAGCACCAGCUCGGGUGAUAGCAACAGCAGCAGCAGCAACUCCUCCAGCAGCAACAGCGACAGCAGCAGCAGCGGCAGCGGCAGCGAUUCGGACAGCGACAGCGAGCCGCCAGUCCAGGAGAAGCGCAAGCCGCCAGCUGCAGCAGCAGCGGCGGCAACAACCACAGCUGCUGCCUCAACCUCUGCAUCCGCAUCCAACUCUGUUUCCACCUCCGCAUCAGCCUCCACUUCCACCUCCGCCUCCGCCUCUAGCUCAAUUGUGCCAAAGCGUUCGCCGCGCAAGUCGCUGGACAAGCCCGCUCCGGCUCCAGCUGCAGCUCCAUCUGCACCUCUGUCCAGUCGAACGCGCCAGAAUUCCACAAAUAAAUCGCCAAAGAGAACGCCGCAAAAGUCGCAAGCGCCGGAGCCAAAUGCCACGCCCAAAUCGUCGCAGCGGCGCAAAUCCUCGUUGGACGAUCUAAGCAAGCAGACGCCGCCGGAGGUGAGUAAACGUGCCACACGCAAUUCCAAGUCGCGUCCGCCCUCACCUGCCGUGGUCAGCCAAGCGAAGGCCAGUCCGGAGAAGCCAAUUGCUUCCCGACGCAAGUCUCGUGCGGAAUCGCCGAAGAAGACGCCGCCCAACCUGGAGCAUGAGAUUGCGCAGCGUAAGGCGGCGACGGGUCGGACGACGAGUGCACUGGAUAAGCUGCUCGACAAGAAGCAGCAACAGCUGAACAAUGCCACGCCAACGCCGACGCCCACAGCAACGCCUACCACAACACCGACGCCUCCAGCCAAGCAAAGAGCGCCGAGUCCCGAGGCGGAAACUCAGCGGCCAUCCACUGCGCAGCAGGAGUCGGGCGAACAGCCCAUGGACAUUGACGAGGAGCUAACCACGGCGCCCACCCACACCCAGCUCUCGGCCAACGCCAGCAAACUGGCGGAGCUCUCGGCGGCGGACAUCGAUGAACGGCCGCCGGCAGCUCCGUUGCCCGCCUCGCCCACACCCACGCCCUCGAACGAUGAGCUCUCCGAUGAGGCGGGCAGCGAUCAGAGCGAGCGCCGUCGCAGCCAUACCUGGCGCUCGCGCCGCAGACGCCGGCGCACGCGCGACGAGGACGACGAGGAGCAGCACACGCAUCACACGCAGCAUCUGCUCAACGAGAUGGAAAAUCUGCGCGAGCUGGAGGAGGAGCGCAAGAAUGAGCUGAUGGUGAAUGCAAUACUCCGCAUAUACUCCGCAUCCACGUCCUCGCCUGCUGUCACGGUCAUUCCACCCGAGCCGCCAGAGAUCAUUGAGCUGGACUCGAACUCCAAUUCAGGCGAGCAGCAGCAGCAGCAGCAACAGCAACAACAACAGCAACAGCAAGCGCAGCCGCAGCAACAGCAGCAACCGCCGCAGCAGCAGCAACCGCCGCAGCAGCAGCCACAGUCGCUGCCUUUGCCGGAGGCUGUUGCCACACGCUGCGCCACUUCGGAGCUGGAUCAGCCCAUUGUGGAUACCAUUCUGGAGAUGGAGGACAGCAAGUAUACCAACAGCUUUGCCACCAAUGUGGCUAAUGUCCUGAAUCCGCCCAACUCGGGUCCCAUGAGCAGUCUGCUCGAUAGCAGCGGCCCUGGCGCCGGCAGCAAGCAAAUCUUCGAGGAGGACAGCACGCUGGCGACGCGUAAUCUCGUCGAGAAGUUGCGCAAGACGAAGCGCAAGCCAAUGCUGGACGAUUGCAAGGACUCGUUGGACCUGCUGCCGCCCACGCCAGCGAUACCCUCGGUGUUUCCCUUUCACAAUGCAGCUGAUCCUGAAGAUCUGAUCCAUGCGCAAAAGGAGCUCCAGCAGCAGCAGCAGCAGCAACAACAACAGCAGCAGCAACAGCAGCAGCAGCAGCAACAGAGUUGCCUCUUUGGCAACUCGGCGCCCAAUUCGGUGGCCAGUCAGCUGACCAUCAAGGAUUCUCCCCUGACGGCCAACAGUGGAGGCAGCUAUGCCAACAGCUUGACCAAUACGCCCAAUGCCACGCCCACCACAAAUGCGAGUGCCAACAACCUGGGCUACGGCAACGUCAACUACAGCUGCUACCUGAACAAAUCCUCGCCGCAGCUGGCGCACAAGCCGAGCAACGGCAACCAGCUGGCCACGACUCCAACUGCGACACCCACCACGCCCGUCUCAGUGGCCGCCCCACCGCCCACGCCCGACUUUGUGGAUCUGGCUGCGGCGGCUGUGAAGAACAGCCUGGGCGGCUAUGCAGCGAGUGCUGCAGGAGGCGCCUCCUCGCUGCCGACGCAGGCGAAUGCAGCCAUCAACUCGUCCAACUCGCAGUCGAACAACAAGCUGAGCGACUACGACGAGAACACGCGCAUGCAGUCGCCAUUUGGCGGGAUGCAGCGCUGGAAUGAGAACGAUUUGAUCGCAGCCAGGCGCAGCAGUUCGCCCAGCUCGGUGUCCGAGUCGAACGAUCAGCCGCCGAGCCAGCUGGCCCAGCAGCUGGACAAGAGCUACUUCAACAGCUAUGCUGCGGCGGCGGUCAGUGCGCCGGCUGGAGCCGGAGCCGUAGCUGGAGCCGGACCAACGGUUAAUCAGGGUGCUCCAGCCAGCAAUAACAACAGCGCAGUAUCCGGCAGCAGUGCGGGCAAUGCCUUUGGCAGCCAUACGCCGCUCGUCAAUGGCAUCGAUGCCAUGUCCAUGUACAACAGUGCGACGCAGCAGCAGCAGCAACAGCAGCAGACCACGCCCACUCACCCACAGCGAACGCCCAACAGUCAAUACAAUGGCGGCAUCUAUCCACAGCUGGCGGCUAUCAUUCAACAGCAACAGCAGCAGCAGCAGCAGGUGGUGCAGGCAACGCUUGCCGAGCCGAGCGCCCAGACCUUGUUCGGGAACAGCUCACAGCCCAAUACGCCCUAUGUGAGCACGCCCUAUGCCACGCCCAAUCUGACGCUGACCACUACGCCCAAUCAUCAGUAUCCAGUGGAUGGCAAUCUAACGCCUUAUCCGCUGCUGAGCAGCUGUGCAGAGCAGUUGCCCGCGAUGAUGCAGCAGCAGCAGCAGCAGCAGUCGGUGGAGCAGGUGCAGCCAGUGCAGGUGCCGCUGCCGGUGACUGUGCCCGUGGCGGUGCCUGUGCCCGUGGCGGUGCCUGUGCCCGUGCCCGUAACCGUGCCUGUGGCGGUGCCCAUAGCUGUGCCCGUCGCUCCACCCCUGCCGCCGCUGCCCCUGCCCAGCAAGGAGAGCAUCUCGCCCACCAAGCGAGGCAGCAACAAUUCCGCCAAGCAACAGCAGCAGCAGCAGAAGCAACAGCAGCAGCUCCAGCACAAAUCGCCGCAGCUGCCGCAGGGCAAGUCGCCUGGCAAAUCGCCCAGGCAACCUGUCGCGCUCCAUCCGCCGCCCACGCCGCCGGCGCCCAUAGCCACGCCCACGCCGACAGUCACGCCCGCGCCGGCAGUGCCGAAAUACGAUCCGCUGACGCACACGCUGACAGGCAAGCCGCGUCAGCGGGCGCCGCGUGGCAGUGGCUCGCAGACGGGCACGCGCGGUCGAGGACGCGGCCGUGGCCGUGGCCGAGGAGGCAAUGCAGCCAACACCAUUCUCCCGCUGCCGCCUGCCAUUGCCGACUACGGCCGGAACACGCACAUCGUGAGCAACCUGGUGGGCACGCCCUACGAGUUCAACAACUACGAUGACGAGCUGAGCGGGCCCGGCGUGGAGAACUUGCAGUCGUUGCGCGAUCGCCGACGCAGCUUCGAGCUGCGCACGCCGAAUGCGGGCGCAGCCGGCGGUGCAGCGGCGCCGAGCAACACCACCAGCUACUCGAGCUGCAAGCUGCGUGGCCAGAACAAGGCGAAUAAUCCCCUGCUGCAUGCGAUUGUGCAGCCCGUGCUGCCCGGCCCAGUGGAUAUGCGCACCUACAAUCUUGGCUUCGAGGCACCGCACAGCACCGCCUCCCAGGAAGCCUACCAGAACAAUCUCCUGGGCGCCUUCGACUCGGGCACUGCGGAUCAGACGCUGAGCGAAUUCGACGAGGAGGACGAGCGACAGUUUCAGUCGGCAUUGCGCGCCACUGGAACCACCAGCAGCAGCAGCACCACCACCGCCAAUAAUAAUAACAGCAGCAGCAAUAACACCUCGCCCAAUAAACCACCAAGUGGAGCCACUGCUGCGAGUGGUGCAGCUCCUAGCAGCCUGUUGAGCAGCGCAUUGCAAUCCAGUGAAGCGAAUCAAGCCCCGCCCACUAACCAGCUCGUCUCCGAGCUGGUGGUGCCUGCACUGGAAGCCUCACUGGAGGCCACGUCGGAGGAAAUAUCCAUCGACUCAGACACCACCACGCUAACCACCAAGGCUGCCCUGAACCAACUGAAGCUUAAGAUCAAGGAGCCGCUCGCCUAUCCGGAUCUGCACUACAGCAGCGUCACGAACAGCAGCUGUCUGUCCAGCAGUGGCAGCCUGGUGCAGGCGAAUGUGGUGCAAACCACCGUCACAGCACAGCUGAGCGGCGCCACUGUGGCCAGCACCUCGGCGGCUUGCACGCUGAGCGUGAGCGGAAACUCGCGACGCAUGCGAAAGAAGGAGCUGCUCAGUCUGUAUGUGGUGCAGAAGGAUACGCUGAACGACGACAGCUCUUGUGGCUUGCCCGCUGCCUCGGACAGCCAGCCGCUGGAGAACAUGCGCAAGUCGGAUGCCAGCGAGCUGGACGACGAGCAGCAGCAGCAGCAACAGCAGCAGCUGCCGGCAGGCGGCGGCACCACCAAGCGCUUCAAGAAGACCGCCAGCAACAGGGAGCUGCGUGCCCUCGAUGCGAAUGCCUGCCUCGAGGAGCAGCUGCCGGCGGGUGGUGCAGCUGGAGCGCAGCCGUCGGGAGAUGGCCGGCGGCGCAGCGCCUGCAGUUCGGGCAGCGCGGACAAUGGCAAAACGGGGGCGGCGAGCAGUGCUGGCAAGCGACGUGGACGUAGCAAGACGCUGGAGAGCAGCGAGGAUGACCACCAGGCGCCCAAGUUGAAGAUCAAGAUUCGCGGACUGCCAGCCACAAAUGAGACGAAUGCCGGGCUGUCGGUCAGCGGCUUGGAUGGCAGCAGCAGCAGCUACAGCUACGAGAUGACGCGACGGGCCUGUCCGCCCAAGAAGCGGCUCACGAGCAACUACAGCACCCCGACGCUGGAGGAGAUCAAGCGCGACUCGAUGAACUAUCGCAAGAAGGUAAUGCAGGACUUUGACAAGGGCGAGGACAACAACAAACGGGAGCUGGCGGGCGACAAUGAGACGCUGCUGGCCAAGCCGAAGAAGGACAAGAAGGACAAGCCGAAGAAGGACAAAAAGGAGAAGAAGCGCCUCAAGCAGCAGCAGCAGCAGCAGCAACAGUUGCUGCAGUUCAGCAACAACAACAGCACCACCACCACCCUGACGACCAUGACCACCACGCUGAUUGAGAACACGGUCAGCGACUCGCCUGGCGAGAAGCCAAAGCUCAUAUUGCGAAUCAACAAGCGCAAGGCGGAGACAACGACCACCACGAAAAUCAACGCGGAGCAACAGGCGCAGCAAGAGCAGCCGCAGCCGCAGCCGCAGCAGCAGCAAAUGGAGGCUCCGCUGCGCCUGAAGAUCGCGCGUAUUUCAGCUGGAGGCGCCUAUGUCAUCGGUGCCAAGACGGACAACAAGGAGCCAACGCCAGCGCCAUCCGUUUCCCCGGCGGCGCCCGCCGAGCUGCCGCUGUUGCCACUGGUCGGUGUCGGUGUAUCGCCAUCGCUCACCAACAACAAUAGCAGCUUCACGCCUCACUCCCAGAACGCGAAUGCCUCGCCUGCACUGCUGGGCAAGGAUACGAGCACGCCCUCGCCGCCCUGCCUGGUCAUCGACAGCAGCAAGAGUGCGGAUGUGCAUGACUCCACCUCGUUGCCAGAGAGCAGCGGUGCAACGGCUGCCUCGGUCGUCAGUGGUGCUGGUGGAGGCGUGGCUGGUGCUGAUGUUGUUGGUGUCGGUGUUGGACCCACCUCGCCGCUGUGCGUCAAUGUGGGCAACUAUGAUAAUAGCAACAAUUCGUUGCCGUCGGCCAGUGGCUCUGGCUCCGGGUCCGGGUCCGGGUCCGCGUCCAGCAAUUCCUGCAACAGCAAUUCGAACAACAACAACAACAAUAACAAUAAUAAUAACAACAACAAUAACAACGGCAACAACAGCAACGGCAGCCGCACAGGCGGUUUACUUCCACUGAAAAAAGACUGUGAGGUUAGAUGAUAAUCAUAAAGCCAGCGUUCGACCAAGCUAUAUAUGUAUAUGAAACACACAUAUAUAUAUAUAUGUAGAUCCGACUAUAUACAUACAUAUAUAUAGGGA
This is a messenger RNA of Drosophila arizonae, 11053 nucleotides long. RefSeq names its product PHD finger protein rhinoceros (gene rno). Gene Ontology annotation, biological process: regulation of transcription by RNA polymerase II. The record is from RefSeq and is a predicted model, not a curated record. NCBI's taxonomy places the organism in Eukaryota, Metazoa, Arthropoda, Insecta, Diptera, Drosophilidae.